UUAUUUAAAAACGCCCCUUUAUUUCAUUUUAAAAAAAAAAAAAAAAAACGCCCCUUUAUUUGGUGGUGUAGGUAUUCAAUUUUCGUGUCGAUCUUGAAUUUCACAACUGCCUCUCUCUCUAGCCAUUCAAUUCAAAAACUUCCAAAGCUCUGCACUUCCUUCUUCUUGGUUUCAUCUGAGUCCCCAUCAAUUUUAGUUGCAGAACAACAAUGGCCUCUGUGAUCAUUCCACCAGUGCUUUCUUCUCCCAGGGACGAUGCAAUCCAACUCCACCGCGCCUUCAAAGGGUUUGGCUGCGACACGACCACCGUCAUCAACAUCCUCGCCCACAGAGACGCAACGCAGCGAGCCUACCUCAAGCAAGAGUACAAAACCAUGUACCAUGAGGAGCUCAGCAAGCGCCUCUCCUCAGAGCUCAGCGGAAACACCAAGAAAUCGGUCUUGCUCUGGAUGCACGACCCAGCAACGAGAGACGCCACCAUAAUCAGGCAGGCUCUGGGCGGAGAAGCUGUUGUUGAUCUCAAAGCAGCCACCGAAGUCAUCUGCUCAAGAACCCCAUCUCAGAUCCUGCAAUUCAAGAACAUCUACUUUGCAACUUUUGGGGUUUAUCUGGAGCACGAUAUCGAGUUUCAGGCUUCUGGGGAUCACAAAAAUUUGCUGCUUGCUUAUGUUGGGACGCCGAGGUAUGAGGGUCUAGAAGUUGACAGAGCGACGGUGGAGUACGACGCCAAGGCUCUGUUCAAGGCAGGGGAGAAGAGGUUGGGGACGGAUGAGAAGACCUUCGUACAGAUUUUCAGUGGGAGGAGCAGCGCCCAUUUGGCUGCUGUGAGUGCUGCUUACCAUAGCAUGUAUGGGAGUUCACUGGAGAAGGCUGUGAAGAAGGAGACUUCUGGGUAUUUUGAGCAUGCUCUUUUGACCAUUUUGCGCUGCGCUGAGCAUCCUGGGAUGUAUUUUGCCAAGGUUCUGCACAAGGCUAUGAAGGGUUUGGGCACAGAUGACAGUACUCUUUUGAGGGUGAUUGUUUCAAGGGCUGAGAUUGAUUUGCAGUUCAUAAAGGCAGAGUACAGGAAGAAGUAUGGCAAGACUUUGAAUGAUGCUGUUCAUUCAGAGACAUCUGGAAAUUACAGGGCCUUUCUUCUGGCUCUUUUAGGCCCCAAUCAUUAGGCCGAAUAUGAAUAGUUGCUGGGCAUGUAAGGGGCUUUUCUGGGUAAGAUUGUAGGUUUUAAAUUCUGUGUUUUUUUAGCUAUGACUCUUUUUUAGUCAUUUUCAGAACCUUGAAAUUGGGGAAGGUAGAUGUGUGGAGCAUGAUCAGAAACUUUGGCAUGAGCAGCAAGUUGUUGUUCCUUUGUUUGAAAUGCUUACUGUUUCAUGCCUGAAAGAUUGUGUAGAGAGCUCCAUAAAUUUCCCAACGUUGCUUUGCAUUUGUAGGUUUGAAGUUGUGCAAUGAUAUGUACAAAAAGAUUGUGAACCAAAAUUGACACCGACCACCCAUGGUAGUGGGGGUCAAUUUUAUUUCUUA
Molecule: messenger RNA, 1518 nt
Organism: Prunus dulcis (almond)
Lineage: Eukaryota; Viridiplantae; Streptophyta; Magnoliopsida; Rosales; Rosaceae
Product: annexin D5-like
Exons: 1
Coding region: 210-1163 (317 amino acids)
Cellular component (GO): cytoplasm
Molecular function (GO): calcium-dependent phospholipid binding; calcium ion binding
Source: RefSeq, a predicted model, not a curated record